AUGUUUCUGUUCGGAAACACUGUUGCGUUCUGGGUCUUCGAGACGUCAGCUGCCUGGUAUCGGAUAGGACGCUGGCAGCGCUUCUUUUGCAGAAUCUUCUGGAAAUCCAAGCUGGAAGACGUGGAGCAAGCGCGACUGACAAGGGAAUCUGUCAAGGUCUCCAAAGUACUGCCACUGAAGGCCGAAUUCUGGAGUAUAUUCCCCCUUGCUUGCACGUAUGCUGCUGCAAGGUUAUACUUGAUCGUGGAGGCUUUCGUUGGGCUAAGAGCUUUGGAAGUCAGCGCUUAUCGCACUGUGGAUUGGACGACAUUUCUGCCUCACCUCUGA
Molecule: messenger RNA, 327 nt
Organism: Aspergillus eucalypticola CBS 122712
Lineage: Eukaryota; Fungi; Ascomycota; Eurotiomycetes; Eurotiales; Aspergillaceae
Exons: 1
Coding region: 1-327 (108 amino acids)
Source: RefSeq, a predicted model, not a curated record